Messenger RNA from Anopheles coluzzii, 1470 nucleotides. Its product is annotated as ras-like GTP-binding protein RhoL. The transcript is spliced from 4 exons. NCBI's taxonomy places the organism in Eukaryota, Metazoa, Arthropoda, Insecta, Diptera, Culicidae. The record is from RefSeq and is a predicted model, not a curated record. Gene Ontology annotation, molecular function: GTP binding; GTPase activity. Bases 711 to 1283 code for a protein of 190 amino acids. Gene Ontology annotation, biological process: small GTPase-mediated signal transduction.
CCCGCUUAUCACGGAACCACUCGAUUAGAUCCCAGGUAAAAGGGUUGCCACCAGCCCUCUGGCCCGCCUCUCCAUUGCUGGCCCUGUUCCACACGCCGAGUUCUCCACAUUAGUCACCGUCAGCUGCAACGAGCCGCGUAUGAAUGUUGGUGAGUUCGUGAAGAUACCUUCACCCGCACCGUGCAGUACCCACGCCAUCCAAAUUCCUCCACUUCCACCAUACAUCAUGAGCCUGCAAAGAUAAGCGAGAAGGUUGUCUUUGCCCCUGGCAGGAAGUGAGCCGGUCGGUACCGUUUGGGUCAGUGUUUAGCAGCCGUCGAUAACGGAAAGAUGGGCAAAUUUCCGUACAUUACCGUCUAAAGCCGAGUGCGAGUUUCAAUGUUGCGUCGUCGUCGGUGCUUCUGGUGCUAGCUUGCUAGUUGCACUUUGCAAACCGGCUACUAACAGGUAGCAAUAGUGUGUCCACUCCCACCCAACUUCCCUCGGAGCUUUCCGGAAUCCGGUCGACCGGAAAGACCGCUUAGCUGAGCGCGAUAGGUACACGGUUUGCGUUGCGAGCAGCCACACCGUGUGUAGUAUUAGCAAAUAAAUAAGCGCUGUGAAUUCACGUGAAGUGAGAUCUUACCCCCUGAGGUGGUUCGUAAUUUGUGAGCAGGAAAGCGAAGAUAGUCCUAGACGAAGCCACGUGUUAGUGGGCCUACGACGGAACGAUGACCACCCGGAUAUUCAACAUCGUCGUCGUCGGGGAUGGUGCGGUCGGCAAGACCUGCCUGCUGCACGCCUACACGGAUAAGUCAUUCAAAAACUUCUACGAACCGACGAUAUACGAUAAGGAAUCAAUUGAAAUGAUACUCGAUGGGCAGAAGUACACCAUACAGCUGCACGAUACGGCCGGCCAGGAGGAGUACGACAAAAUCAGGCAGCAGUUUUACAAACGGGCCGAUUGUUUCCUCCUGUGCUACAGCAUCGACAACAGGGUGUCGUUCGAGAAUGCGUCCACAAAAUGGAUCCCGGAGAUCAAAACUAACCCGCCCGUCCCAAUCGUGCUGCUCGGCACCAAGCUGGACAACCGCAAAGGGAAAAACAACGAAGUGUCGACGGGGGAGGGCGACCGGUUGAAGCGCGCAAUAAACGCCAACUCGUUCGUGGAGUGCUCGGCGAAGGAUUACCGCAACGUGGAGCUGGCGAUAGAGGAAGGUGUGCGCGCCUGCCUGAUGGGUGUACCGGAACCGGAGCCGGAAGAUAGUUGGGCCUGCUGCAAGGACGCUCUACGAUGUUUUUAAAGCGAUGUUUGUGCCACAAACGCCACAAUCAAAACCAAGCAAGGCCGCGCUAUUGAUCUAUUUAUCUAUUGCUAGUUCUCUCACAAAACCCUUCAUUACCGGGGUGCCCGGUAACGGAACGGGCACGAUUGUAAAAGGCCGCGUACACGAUAAAGUUCUGAGACACAUUUCGAGUUGUUUCACUGAA